AUGGCUUCUUCUUCUUCAAGUCAAUUGAAAUAUCAAGUUUUCUUGAGCUUCAGAGGUGAAGACACACGCCUUAACUUCACCAGCCAUCUCCUCAAAGCUCUAAAAGACACCGGAAUGAAUGUCUUCUUCGAUGAAGAAAAACUAGAAAAAGGGGAGCAGCUUGCACAAGCACUUUCCCAAGCAAUUGCAGCCUCAAAUCUCUCAAUAGUCAUCUUGUCUGUCGACUAUGCUUCUUCAAAAUCAUGCUUAGCCGAACUUUCUGACAUCAUGGGGCGCAAAAACACUCAACAGCAUACUGUUCUGCCCAUCUUUUACCAUGUUGAUCCUUCCCAUGUCCGAAACAUUUGUGGGAGUUUUAAGGCAUCCUUUGAAGAGCAUGAAUCAAAUAGGCCACUUGAUGAAGCGAAGCGAUGGAAAGCUGCUUUCGUUGAAAUCGGCAAAUUAAAAGGGUGGCAUAUACAAGGCGGUAAAUUCGAUAGAUCUGAGACUGAAUACAUUAAAGAUGUAGUUCAGUAUAUCAUAAAAAAGUUGAAUAGCAAGUCUAGAAGAGUUUCUGAAGAAUUAGUUGGAAUAGAUGAUCAGAAAAAAACAAUCUUGCAAUUGAUCGAGCAAGAAGAUAGUCGAAUAAUAGGACUUUGGGGAAUGGGUGGUAUAGGUAAGACUACCCUUGCUGAAACUGUCUAUAAUGAAAUCUCUCCAACGUUUCAAGCUCGUUACUUUCUUCAAGAUGUUAGAGAGAAAAUAGAAAAACAGGGGAAGGAAUCUUUACGAAAUGAACUUCUUUCCAAACUAUUGAACUCGAGAACUUGUGUAGACACCCCCUCCAUAGGAUCCACUUUAACCCAACAGAGGCUACAUAAUAUAAAAGUAAUUGUUGUCCUUGACGAUGUUAAUGACUCGGACCAAAUAGAUCUUAUGGGUGUUAAACAUUUUGGUGAUGGAAGUAAAAUCAUUGUAACAUCCAGAGAUAGACAAGUGCUUAAGAAUGGAGGAGUUGACACAAUACAUGAGGUAAAGCAGUUAAAUGAGAAUGACUCUCUUCAACUCUUUUCUACGUUUUCAUUUAAGUUGUUGAAUCCCGCUCCUAAUUUUCAAGAUCUAUCGAACGAGUUUUUGGAGUACGCCCAAGGCAGCCCACUUGCUCUUAAAGUUCUGGGUUCUAAACUAUAUACAAAGUCUAGAAAAGAGUGGAAAGUGAGGCGAACAAGCUCAAGGAAUAUGCACAACCAAAGAUCUCAAAGAUUUUGA
Messenger RNA from Hibiscus syriacus, 1248 nucleotides. RefSeq names its product disease resistance protein RUN1-like. NCBI's taxonomy places the organism in Eukaryota, Viridiplantae, Streptophyta, Magnoliopsida, Malvales, Malvaceae. The record is from RefSeq and is a predicted model, not a curated record. Gene Ontology annotation, molecular function: ADP binding. Bases 1 to 1248 code for a protein of 415 amino acids. The transcript has 2 exons. Gene Ontology annotation, biological process: signal transduction; defense response.